GCUUCCUCCUUUCUCUUCAGCCAUUCUUGUUCUUGGCUAUCUAUCUUCUCCCCUCUUCUCUCUCCUUCUCUCUCUUACUCUUAAUUUGGUGCUUCUUAAUUUCUCAGAAGAGACUUUGCAAGCUUGUGACUUGUUCUCCCAAUUCGAUUGCAAACUUGAUCAACAUCUUGUUCUUGGAAGGAAGGUAUUAGCUUCUAAGAAAGCGCAAUUGUUGUGGUUUAUGCACACCAUUGGCAGCGAGUCUCUGCUGUUUGGGUUGUCCAAAACCAUCUCGUCGGCGCAGAAGCCAUGUCCACGCGCGGGAGCGGUAGUCUUAGCCCUGCUGCCGGUGCGUCUGCGGCGGCGCCGGAGGUGGAAGGCCACUGGGCCCCGCACGGCGCGGUGCUGACGGCCUGCGUCGUGGGCUCCAACGUGCUCGUGAUCCUGCUCGUCUUCGGUUUCUUCUGGCGGUUCUUCUCUGGGAAAGGGGGGCCGUCCACGUCACACGGCGCCGACGACGAUGACGAGGAGGACUCACUGCCCGUGGCGUCCCCAUGGGCGUCCCGCUACCGGUUCGAGGGCCACGGCGCACGGUCGACGCCGAUGGAAGACGUGGUGUCGUCCCUGCCCGUGUCCGUGUACUCCAGCGCCGGCGCCGAGGAAGGAAGGAAGGCCCGGCCCGAGUGCGCUGUGUGCAUCGUGGAGCUGCGCGAUGGCGACUCGGUGCGCGUCCUCCCGCGGUGCGGGCACCGGUUCCACGCCAACUGCGUGGGCGCGUGGCUGCGGCGCCGCACCACGUGCCCACUCUGCCGCGGCAGAGUCGUGCCCCCCGCCGCCGCGGCCCUUGCUGACAAGUCCAGGGACGCCAAGGACGACGUCGCCGUCGCCGCGGAUUGUCCCGUGUGAUGCGGCGGCGCUCCGGCCGACUCCGAGGACAGUAUCGCUCGCUCGAACUGUAAGUCUGUAACUGGCAGUGAUGCUGCAUGGUGGGCAAGCAAGCGGUGGACCACGACACGACACCACGCACACAUGGCGGAUGGUGACAGCCAUCUUCUUCCAGGGUCGGCGUCCGUACUCCGUAGCCAUGUCGCAUAGCUAUAGCUCCAGCCUCCAGAUGACCAGCUAGAAAAGGUUGGUGAGACGAUUGAUUCCUUCGUCCUGUUAUUUAUAUUUCUUGCUUCUUUUCUGGUUUUGGGAUUUAGAUAUAUUGCGAGUCGUGGUAUAUAUAUGUGUGUCUUGAAUUGAUCGAGUCUUCCGUCAUGUGUAGUAUGCAUGUGAGAUCUGCAUGAUUAAUUACUCGUGGUACUUUUAGUCGUA
Messenger RNA from Zea mays, 1296 nucleotides. Its product is annotated as zinc finger, C3HC4 type family protein. The record is from RefSeq and is marked validated. The transcript has a single exon. NCBI's taxonomy places the organism in Eukaryota, Viridiplantae, Streptophyta, Magnoliopsida, Poales, Poaceae. The coding region runs from base 289 to 885 and encodes 198 amino acids.